AUGGCAAAGAGAUCUAGAGCCUCUAUUUUACCUAGUAAUGUCAUUUUACUGCAAAAUUUGGUCAAGAGAGACCCAGAAUCUUACCGUGAAGAGUUUCUGCAACAGUAUUCGCAUUAUGGAUCGCUACGAGACAUUUUCAUGCUAAAUGCAGUCGAAAAUGAGGCGAACGAUGCUUCUGCGACGGCACAGUUCGUAGAGCUCAUUGGUUUUGUCAGUCAAGUGUGUUCCUGCUUUCCGGAAGAAACAGCUAACUUUCCCAAUGAGCUUAAACAGUUGGUGCUAGAACACCACAAGACUUUACCUUUCGAAGUGCGUGAAAAGAUCAUCACAAGCUUGACUAUGCUGAGAAACAAAGGAAUUCUUUCUCCUGAAACUUUGAUCCAGACAAUGUUUCCACUUUUGAUCGCAUACUCUACGCAAAGUAAUGCGCUUGCUUCGAAUUCUCACGCGCGCGAAUUGCGGAAACUUAUUUAUGGCACGUUGGUUUCGCUGCUGAAAAGUUGUAAUACAGGUUCCAAGAAUCAAAAGUUGAAUAGGUCCACUCAGUCGCUGUGCUUCAACCUGCUUGAGCAGCCUGACGCUCAAGGUAUGUGGCCAGCAAGAUUGACACGUGAAUUAUGGAGGCGCGGCAUCUGGGAUGACUCGCGUGCCGUCGAAAUUAUGACUCAGGCUUCGUUGCACGACGACGUUAAAGUUGCAUGCUCGGGUAUCAUGUUCUUUUUGGGUGCAGACCGCGAGCGUGAGGAGAACUUUGAGGAAAACUCGGACGACGAGGAUGGAUUUGACAUGACCGCGUUGAAACAUAAGAUGCAAGUCAAUAAGAAGAGCAGUAAGAGAGGCAAAAAGCUGGACAUGGCCUUGAAAACUCUCAAGAAAAAAUCCAAUGAAAAAUCUAAUCCGGGGCAGAACUUUUUGAAUUUCAGUGCUAUUCAUCUGCUACGUGAUCCGCAGGGGUUUGCUGAAAAACUGUUUGCAAAGCAUUUGUCAAGUAAGAACAGCGCCAGGUUCAAUUUGGACCAAAAGAUCGCCUUGUUGCAGUUACUUUCGCGUUUGAUUGGUACUCACAAGCUGAUUGUUCUUGGAGUUUACACUUUCUUUCUAAAGUAUUUGACGCCCAAACAGCGAGACGUGACCAAGAUUAUGGCAGCUGCUGCCCAAGCCUCACACGAAUUAGUGCCUCCUGAGACCAUCUUUGUUAUGGUAAGAAAAAUCGCAGAUGAGUUCGUAUCCGAUGGUGUUGCUUCGGAAGUCGCCGCUGCUGGUUUGAACACCAUCCGCGAAAUAUGUUCGCGUGCCCCAUUGGCAAUGGACGAGACUUUGCUUCAGGACUUAACUGAAUACAAGGGCUCGAAAGCCAAAGGUGUGAGUAUGGCGGCAAAAUCUUUGAUUUCCCUGUACCGUGAAGUUGCACCUGAUAUGUUGAAGCGGAAAGAUAGAGGUAAAACUGCAGCUAUGGAGCUUCAAAGUGCUCAACGCCAGGGGCGUGACUUUGAACGUCCUCAGUUUGGUAUUGAAAACAGCGUGCAGGGUAUCGCUGGUAUUGAAUUGCUUGCGAAGUGGAAGAAAGAAAACGAAGAGGGAAACGAAGCUGGAGAAGAAGCCGAUGACAAUAAUUGGGAAGUGGCUGAAAACGAAAGCGAAGAAAACGACAGUGAUGAAGGUGAUUGGGUCGUGAUGGAGGAUGACAAAGAGUAUGACGUCGACAUGGGCGUCAGCGACGACGAGAAGAAUCCUGAUUCUGAAGAAAGGGCUCAACCAAAAGCCAUGAGUUCCGAAGAAGCGUUUGUUGAAUUAGCGUCUAAUCGCAUUUUGACCCCGGCAGAUUUUGCCAAAUUGCAAGAACUGCGUACAGAACAAGGUGUCGCCCGCUUGAUGGGAAACAGAAACGAGGAGACUGUGGACUCUGAUAGACUUGUUGGUCCUGUAAAGCACAAAAACACGAAGGAAGAGAGACUUCAGAGUGUUUUAGAGGGACGUGAGGGCAGAGAGAAGUUCGGCAGUCGCAAGGGAAGAAGAGAAGCGGCUCGUUCGACUACGAACAGAGAAAAAGAACGCCGAAAGAAUUAUGUGAUGAUGAUUCACAAGAGGUCAGUGAAAGGCAAACAAAAAAUGUCUUUAAGAGACCGUCAGAAAUUGCUGAAGGCCCACACCACGAAACAGAAAAAGCGUGGCCAUUAA
Molecule: messenger RNA, 2178 nt
Organism: Lachancea mirantina
Lineage: Eukaryota; Fungi; Ascomycota; Saccharomycetes; Saccharomycetales; Saccharomycetaceae
Source: the annotation of a GenBank genome assembly